Molecule: messenger RNA, 2531 nt
Organism: Acanthaster planci (crown-of-thorns starfish)
Lineage: Eukaryota; Metazoa; Echinodermata; Asteroidea; Valvatida; Acanthasteridae
Molecular function (GO): ubiquitin binding
Source: RefSeq, a predicted model, not a curated record
CGCCCAUCACUAACACAGUAACGGCUUGGUUGAGGCAGUUGCCAGACAUUUUUACCAGUAGCUAGCUCGUCGCGAAGAAAGUUGUUUGAGGUGGACCGGGUGCUGAUUGUGAAUAGAAUCGCAUCACAAAUCCACGGAAAAUUUCAGCCAUGGCCUAUGCAGCGCAUCCCGGAGGAGGUCCCUGGUGGGCCAAAAUGCCCCUUCCACCAGGUUGGGAUGCCAAAUACGACCACAACACCAAAAAAUAUUUCUACAUUCAUCACACCACUCGGUCCACCCAGUGGCACGACCCGCGCAAGGCAUACUACGAGCAACAGCAGCAGCAGCAGCGCAUCGGCGGUUUAGCCCCCGGCCCUGCCGCCAGCCCUUACCAGAGAUCCCCCCAAAUGCCGCAACGGUCUGCUUGGACGCCGUCGCCUGGUGGCCCUGCGAUUCCUCUACAACCCAUUGCUAAACCAAAAUGUAAGAUAUGCCGCACUAACGAGGUACCGUCAGCAAACCAGGAGUGCCAGAGUUGUCAGCUGAAAGCUCGUCAGCGGGAGGCGGAGCUUGUGCGUGCCAGGGAGGAGAAAGAGGCCGAGAGACGGAAGCAGGAGGCCCAGCAGCGCAUCGAGAAGGAGCAGGAGCGGCGCCGGGUCCAGUCGGCUGCUCGCAGCCGGACUCCAGUGACCAGUGACUAUCAUGAGACGUCAUUCGGAACCGAGCCUGAGAGGGUUGAACUAACAGUGGGACAAAAGAGAGCAAUGAUUGAAAACUUGGACGAGGCCUUCCCUGGCAUUGAGAGGAGCGUCGUGGAGAUGGUUUUGGAGACGAGCUCCUGGGACAGCGGAAAGGCGACGACCGUCUUGAUGAGUAUGACACCCCAGAAGGACAAAAAGAAAUCAACUACAGCCCCAAUGGCCAAAGCAGCUGCCAAGCCUCAAGCGUCUAUGGCGAAACCCUCAGCAGCUGCGUCAACGUCCCCCCCGAAACAGCCCACGGCCGCAGUGAAGAGCAAGAUGAUUGACAAUCUGAAGAAGAUGUUCCCCUCGGCCAGUGAGACCCUCGUUGAGCUGGCCCUGGAGACGACUCACUACAACCAGGCCAAGGCCACGCAGGUACUCCGCAUGACCAUCUCAAGCGACGGCAAGAAGGACGCCAAGAAAAGCGACACCAAAGCCAAGACAACAGCUUCUACCACGUCCACGAGCUUCUCCGUCGGCACCUCAUCAGUGGGAAGCUCGGGAGCGAGCACUUCCACCACAGUAGUAGCCCCUCAGCCAAAAACAAGUGCACCUGCAUCAUCUGUGUCUGCAACUCCUGUCUCUAAACCGACGCCUUCCACCUCUUUACCAACCCCUGCUAGUGCAUCCAGGCAAUCAACCAGUCUGCCGAGCACCCCAACAGCCCCCGCCACUUCAAGGCAAGCCAAGGCAGCAGCCAGAGCAAAAGGUGCAGCACGUCGAACAAGAUCGGCCGAGCGAGCACCCAAGCAGGAGUUUCACUCCCUGUACUCUUUCAAGGCCCAGGGACCGGACGCCGCGCUGGUUCAUGGCCCGGACAAGAAAAACUUGCUUGACACCUACGUCGAUUACAUGGGCAGAGAUGGAAGCAUUGUGCAGGGACCCAGGAAGGAGAACGUAGCCGGUCCAGGGAGGCGCGAGGGCCACAACGCCAGCCUGGCCGUGGGCCCACAGGGCAGCCAUUACACUGGGCCCCAGGCUAACCUGGCCAAGGGCUCCAUGCAUGGGGCUAACCGACAGAUGUAGGGCCAGGGCUAGACCAACAGGGGAGUCGUUGGGGGUACGUACACGUACAUUCAGCCUGCAAUCCGUGCGCUGCAAAAAGACCGGGCAGGCAGUCCAGCAAUUUUUAUUGUGUAUCACAAAACAGGAUUUGAAAAAUUUUCAUCUCUGUUUGCGACCAUUUUCUCAAGUCACAGCUCCAGAAUUAUUUCAUAUGCUCACCAAAAUGAAAAUACCCCAAGUUUUCUCCUUUUUUUACUUUUGUCAAAGUAAAUAUGACUUUUCUGUUACACUAUGUGGAGUGGAAUUGAGUCACAGGUUCUCUGCACUGGUCCCCACCACCCAUACUAGGCGCAUGCAUUGGUGACUAUUGUCGGGCCACUCAACAUCAUUUUUCUUUGAAUUCUCAUCCACACCAAGUCGAAGUGGGCCCUCAACGGCAAAGACGAGACAGGCUGGUGGGAAGUUUUCUAACUGGUGUCGUCGACGCACCCUGCCAGCGCACAUGGGAUAACCAUACAUUCCAGCAGAAACCGGUCAUGAUUUCUCAUUGUAUCCGGUGCCUAGUUACACAUAAACCUGCGUGCUAAAGCAGCGAGUGCCCGUAGAAAAUGCCCUCUCUUAGGGCCGGCGACCAUUUCGACCCGGUUUGAAAAGGGCCCCCCCCCGAUAAGGUCGCCCUGUUACAAAAAUCCCUUUCAGACCGGCCUGGCUACUGGCCUGGGAUUCUGGACUGGUUGUUGAUCUCGAACUUCUUCAUCCUGGGGUCUAUUGUUUGCAAGUACUGGUACACGUAACCUAUCCCAG